Messenger RNA from Guyanagaster necrorhizus, 1041 nucleotides. Its product is annotated as kinase-like protein. The record is from RefSeq and is a predicted model, not a curated record. Gene Ontology annotation, biological process: protein phosphorylation. The coding region runs from base 67 to 891 and encodes 274 amino acids. Gene Ontology annotation, molecular function: ATP binding; protein kinase activity. The transcript has 9 exons. Lineage: Eukaryota; Fungi; Basidiomycota; Agaricomycetes; Agaricales; Physalacriaceae.
ACAGGAUCACCUUUCCUUCCUACCUUGUUGUCUUUCUUUCAAGACCUCCAAUACUUCUACCUUGUCAUGCCGCGAUAUUAUAAUUCCCUCUCGGAUCGCCUGGGAGAGCUAACAAAAUCCAAUCGGGUCAUGGUCAUGGCAGAGUUGAGACACCACGCAGCCGAAAUUGUUCUGGCUGUCGAAGCUCUGCACCACUUUGGCUGUUUCCACUGUGACAUAAAACCAGAGAAUCUCAUGUUCACAGAGGAAGGGCACCUGGUCCUCGUCGACUUCAGUCUAUCUGAAGUAGGCUCUGGUAUUCUUGAGGCGGGCGGACGAGGCACGCCUGGAUACAUUCCCCCAGAAGCCCUUGAUGGAAGAUCGCACUACUCUGGGUACGCUGCUGACAUCUAUGCUAUGGGAGUGGUUUUUCUUCAAAUGUAUCUCUGUCCGCGCAAGAGUUAUGACAUUUUCAAUGAUAAGGGCGACAUAACCGUGUCUGUUUGGGGAACUUUACAUCGCAAUGAAGAAGCUGCCGGAUGCCUGAUACAAGAGCUCAUGGAAAGCAAUCCGGAUAGGCGUUUACCGAUGGGCGUUAUCAAGGGGCAUUCUUUCUUUCACCCUUGCUUAGAUUGGCACAAAGUACAAAGGAUGGAAUACGGAUCUCCCCAUGUUCCAACAAGCACACCGCUAGAGGCGCAUUACACUUGCAAUUUCCAGUCCACGAUCAGAGGUCAUUCCCAAGUUAACGGGACAAUGCCUAUUGAACCUAUGGACCGCAGCAUCCCAGUAGAUGCCGGCCACAAGGAAGGUGCUCGGGAGCUUAGACCCACGGAGCCUUCCACAUAUAAUUCGAAGGCACAUCAGCAUCAAACAUGUCGUAUGACGGAUUCAGAUUCCACUAAGAUAUGAUAAUGAACAUAAUAUUUUCCUCGAACGCCGUGGUUCAUCUGGCUCAGACCUUCCCCCAUGCUACUGAAUGUAGCUGGAACUACGGCAUGCAUAUGUACAAUAUUCUGAAUCACAACAAGAAUAGUAAUUCUUGUUCAGUCUCGACAUCAG